Molecule: messenger RNA, 2066 nt
Organism: Nymphaea colorata (pocket water lily)
Lineage: Eukaryota; Viridiplantae; Streptophyta; Magnoliopsida; Nymphaeales; Nymphaeaceae
Product: probable CoA ligase CCL7
Exons: 6
Coding region: 157-1779 (540 amino acids)
Molecular function (GO): CoA-ligase activity
Source: RefSeq, a predicted model, not a curated record
UAAUACGGUUGGCUUGUCUGUUUCGUAAGCAUCGUUUAGGGUGAUAAGUACGGGUGCUUGAAAACUAAAAGUCAGCUUGCGAGCCACUUUCCGGCGAAAAAUCUUGCGGGCGUUAGCCAUCACUAUCCUAGAGAAAAUAGAUAGAGUGAAAGGGCCAUGGAGAGAAGUGGAUAUGGUAAGGAUGGUAUCUACAGGUCGCUGAGACCACCUCUCGUCCUACCUUCCGACCCCAACACCAACAUCGUCUCCUUCUUGUUCAGGAACUCCUCCUCCUACCCCGACAAGCUCGCGUUGGCCGAUGCCGACACCGGAGAGUCCUUCUCCUUCAAUGACUUCAGGACCAUCGUCGCCAGAGCCGCCAGCGGCUUCUCUCAGCUGGGCGUCAGGAAGGGCGACGUCGUUCUCAUCGUCGCCCCCAACUCCCCUCAGUUCCUCAUCUGCUUCUUCGGCGUUCUGUCUCUCGGAGCCAUCGUUACCACCGUCAAUCCGCUCUACACCUCCUCGGAGGUUGCCAAGCAGGCCCUCGAUUCGUCCUCCAAGUUCGUGGUCACCAUUCCCGCUCUCUGGGAGAAGGUUAGAGGCUUGGGUUUGCCUGCCGUUCUGCUGGGGAGACCCAACACUGGUAUCGUUCCUGACGUGGGUACCACCGGUUUCGAUGAAUUGGUGAAGAUGGGAUCCGGCAGAGCCCCGCCGGCAGUCGUCAUUCAGCAGAACGACACCGCUGUGCUCCUGUAUUCCUCCGGCACGACGGGAACUAGCAAGGGGGUGAUUCUUACUCACAGAAACUUCGUGGCUAUUGCUUUGAUGGUUUCGUCUGAGCAGAUGGAGAAGGGAGAAAUGCAUUAUGUUAUGCUGUGCGUUCUGCCCAUGUUCCACGUCUACGGCCUCUCGACCAUCUCGUACGCGCAGCUGCAGAUUGGGAACGCUGUCAUCAGCAUGAGCAGGUUCGAUUUGGAGGAUAUGCUGAGGACGGUGGAGAAGUACAGGAUCACGCACCUCUACAUCGUGCCGCCGAUCAUGGUCCUUUUGGCGAAACAGGACGUCACCCGCAAGUAUGAUCUCUCGUCGUUGAGAAGGAUUGGUACUGGCGCUGCACCUCUAGCAAAGGAUGUCAUGGAGGAAUGCUCGAAAAUUGUUCCUUGGGCUGAGAUUCUUCAGGGCUAUGGUUUGACAGAGUCAUGUGCCAUUGUUUCUCUGGAAGUUUCAGGGGGAGGAUCUCGCCGUUAUGGUUCUUCUGGAGGUCUGGCUUCAGGGAUUGAGUGUAAAAUCGUUGAUGUGGAGAAGAUGAAGCCGCUGCCUCCUAAUCAGUUGGGUGAAAUAUUGGUCCGUGGUCCGAACAUGAUGCAAGGAUACUUGAACAGUCCACAAGCCACGCAGAUGACUAUAGAUAAGGAUGGUUGGGUACACACAGGAGAUUUGGGCUAUAUUGAUGAUGAUGGUAGAUUGUUUAUUGUUGAUAGAAUAAAAGAGCUUAUCAAGUACAAAGGCUUUCAGAUUGCACCUGCUGAGCUUGAGGGUGUCCUUCUUUCACAUCCUGAGGUAUUAGAUGCUGUUGUUAUUCCCUAUCCCGAUGCUGAAGCUGGUGAAGUUCCUAUUGCUUAUAUUGUGCGCUCUCCUACCAGCUCCUUAUCAGAAAUGGAUGUCCAAGAAUUUGUUGCAAAACAGGUUGCACCUUUCAAAAGAUUGCGGAGAGUAUCAUUCAUUAAUGCUGUGCCAAAAUCAGCUUCUGGGAAGAUUCUAAGGAGACAACUAAUUGAGAAAGUAAGAUCAAAUUUGUAACAAUGUCAUGGUGUGCAUACAUAUAUAUAUAUGUGUGUGUGUGUGUGAUGGUACAUUAGUAUAAUAUCCAUAAUGACUUUUCAAAAAAUAAAUGGUUAUGGCUCCCAAGAACAGGUGAGAUACUCUUAUGUAAAAUCAUAUAUUAAUUAUCUGUUUUCUCUAUUGUUGCUUGAUUGUCGGCAAAAGCUUGGUCUAUCUGACUAUGGUUCAAAUUCAAUGUCCAGGUCACCAGCUUUGUCUAACCUUUGUUUGCUAUUAUAAUAACAAUAAUAAUAAUGAUAAUAAGA